UUUCUUACUUUCCUUAUUCUCUCAUUUUCUCUGAAUGAUGGAUGGUACAGAGCACCAGCAGGCCAGUCUGAACUCUGCCUACAUCACCCCAAAUCACGCCUCCAUGUCUGAUGAGGAGAGUUCCGAGGUCAAGCUCGUUGACGAAGAUGGGUCACCGCUACUCGCCCGUCACCUGCCUCACGACUCCUACAACUCUGUCUAUUGCAUAUUCUUCAUGCUGGGCAUCGGCUCGCUGCUGCCAUGGAACUUCUUUAUCACAGCCAAACAAUACUGGCUCUACAAGCUUAGCGGCAACUCCAGCUCAUCAGGCCACCACGAGUCCCACAAUGACCUCAGUGAUUACUUUGAGAGCUACCUUGCUAUUGCAUCUACUGUUCCUUCAGUGUUGUGCCUGGUCCUCAACUACCUUCUAGUGAACAGGCUGUCCUCUAAUGUGCGGAUCCUGUUCUCACUGGCAGUGAUUCUGCUUGUGUUCGUGAUCACUACAGUACUGGUGAAAGUGGAUGUGUCUGAAUGUAGAUGGCAGUUCUUUACCGGAACUCUGGUCAGUGUUGCAUUGGUCAGCGGAGCGUCCAACUUCUUCAGUGGCAGCGUUUUUGGCAUCAGUGGCCAUUUUCCCAUGAGGAUAUCACAAGCCCUCAUAUCAGGUCAGGCUAUGGGUGGUACUGUAAGUGCACUUGCAUCCAUAGUGGACCUGGCUGCAGCAAGUGAUGUGACCAACAGCGCAUUGGCCUACUUUCUGACUGCUGAUGUCUUCAUCUUGCUCUGCAUCAUCAUGUACCUGCUGCUGCCUAAGCUGGAUUACUCCAGGUACUACAUGGAAGCAGCUGCUGCUGUCACGUCAGAUGGUGCUCUCUCCAACUCUCAGUCAAACUCCCCCAGCAGUCAGACCUCUGUGCCCCCACUUAAACCCAUCCUUAGUAAGACAUGGUUGCUGGGUCUGUGCGUCUUCUACGUCUUCUUCAUCUCUAUAACCAUCUUCCCAGCAAUCUCCUCAGGGAUCCAAUCGAUAAAUAAAGACUCAGGCAGUCCCUUGGACAGCAUCUACUUUGUGCCGCUGACCAGCUUCCUUCUGUACAACUUUGCUGACUUCUGUGGGCGGCAGAUUACAGCAUGGCUUCAGGUGCCCGGCCCCACCAGCCGCACUCUUCCCAUCCUGGCGCUCUGCAGGACCGCAUUGGUGCCUCUCUUCAUGCUGUGUAACUACCAGCCACGGUAUCACCUGCACCGGGUGUUUUUCGCCCAUGACUCCUUUCCUGUACUGUUUGUGUGUAUUCUGGGAUUCUCCAAUGGAUACCUGGGUACACUACCCAUGAUCUACGGGCCCAAAGUGGUACCACGUGAGCUGGCAGAGCCAGCAGGCGUGAUCAUGUCUUUCUUUCUGACACUAGGGCUAGCGCUAGGCUCUGCGCUGUCUGUGGGCCUUGUCCACAUCAUCUGACCUUUAUUUAUUAGCAGCAAUGUGACUGUUUGCUAAUUUUUAGCGGGUUUUAAAAGAACAUGCCAAAGAGUGUACAUGCAGGGCUUAAGAUGUACCUACUGUUUUUAAACUGUUUCGAUGUCCCCAAACCAUUCCAUUAGUAUUUUUUUCAAAUGUCAGUUCUUUCAUUUAUAUAUAUUUUUAUCUCCUUUUAUCCUGGUCAGAGUCACAGUGGAUCCGGCUUUCCCUGGACAGCACUGGACAGACCACAGUAACACACCCCAGAAAGGAUGCCAAUCAGUAUUGUUUGAUGUGCAAGACAAGUGUGUAUUUUAAUUCAUGAACAAACAAGAAAAAUACUUCAAAUUACUUUCAUGAUGUGGCAAUUCAUAAGGCUGCAUUCAUAUGAUAAGCGUUUUGCACUUCGUUCACUUCGUUCGUUCACUUACCACUUUGUUUACGCCUUUUGUACUUGCUGGCUGUGCUACCGAACCCAGUUGCUUUAUGCAUCCUCUCUAACCCUCGCCCCGAUUGAGGAGAGCGAACUGAUACAUGUCCCCUCCGAGACGUGUGCAGUAGCCGACUGCAACUUUUCACCUGCACGAGGCGAGUUCAUAUGCGGAUCAGCUUUGUGCACGGAGAACCACACCUUGAUUGCAUUAUUCCUCUAUUCUGUGCAGAUGCCAUCAAUCAGCCAGCAGGGGUCAUAAUUGCAUCAGUUAUGAGGACCCUAUCCGGCAUUUCUCCCCUGUAUAACCAAAAGCCAAACGUUGUUCAUAUAGUCGCCCAGACGGAUGGCAGAGCUGAGAUUCGAUACGAUGUAUUCGAAAUCCCAGCUCUGGUGUGCUAGCGUAUUGUAGCCAUCUGAGCGGUGUUGACAGUUUAUUUACAUCCAGGUUUGUAUGAAAUGUAUUUUAGUUCAUCCAACAAAGUUCUGGCAGUGCUCGUCAUUUGGAGACAUGAGAAGAUAAAAAAGGGGAAAUGGGUUCAUAAAACUUUAUUGCUUGAAUUAAACAGUGCUUUAAAUCUUACAGAAGAGCUCCGAAACUACAACAAGUGAUUCCAGGAUUAGGAAAUGUGGGAUUGCUAUCUAAAAUGCAAACCCAGUCUCCACAUUUGACACUUUAUUAGUUUCCAUGCCAUAUUUUUCUCACAAAGUUAUGUCGAAUCCGACAGUUCAGGGUUUUGUGAAACAUUAAGAAUCAGUUUCUCUCCACCAGGUCUGUGCUUUACUUUUAACUGCGUGAUAUUUAAUUGGCGGUGCCUUUAAAGGGUCAGCACACUGUGUGAAAGUUUAAUGUGAGCCCAGCAUUGACAUGCAGUUUUUACUACUUGCCACUGCUCUCCACUCAAGGAACAGCCAGCACAAAAAUGGUGUCGCCAUGCAUCAUGUGAAUGCAGCUUAAACAGAUCCCAUUUGCUGCCAAAUUCAUUUUGGCUUUUCGGCUCAGCUGAUAUUUAGGAUAGAUCUUAGUACCUUGAUAUCAGCCAAUGUGUGUUAAAACAGUAUCUGUUUACAUUACUGAAGUAUUUUCAUUAAUACUGUUAACAGACCUGCCUGACUUUAACAGGCUACAGCUGUGGUAAAUGUUGCAGCCUGAUGUUUACUACUAAUUUGCGGGCUUUUGAGUUAAAUGUCACACAUUAUAUAUUUGUGAUGUGUAAACUGGUAUAUGUAUAGAAGCAUUGUUUCACUGCUAUACAUAUUUUAGUAGCUUGGUAUUGUUGUAUUUGCUCAGAUGAUUUUAGCCUUGUCUGACUUUUAGAAUAUGUAAAUUAGUUGUUGUUGUUUUUUUUAUUUAUAUUUUUUUCCCCAAUUCUUAUCCCCCAGUCUAGUCGUGUCCAAUUACCCUGAUUGCAUCCUCUAGUCUAAACUGAUUCGACCCUUCACCGCUGACUGAGGACGCCUCUCAUCUGACAUGCGCCCCCUCCGGUACACACAGUCAGUACAGAUAGUGCAUUUUUCACCUGCACGAGUCGAGUUCAUACACUUGACGGGCACUGUGUAUGGAGGGCCACACCCCCAUCAGCAUUAUUUCUCAGCCAUGUGCAGGCGCCAUCAGUCAGCCAGUGGGGGCUGCAGUCGCACCAGACUUUCUUACCCUCUAACCCUGAACAACAGCCAAUCGUUGUUCAUGCAGCCGCUCAGCCUAGUCGGAAAGGCAGAGCUGAGAUUCGAUACGAUGUAUUCAAAACCCCAACUCUGGUGAGCUAGCGUAAAAUGCUGCAUUUGAUCUCAUACUAAGCUCACUUUGAUCUGCUGGAUGCAUCAGACAUCUUUUAUUUAUAUUUUUCAGGUUUAUAAUAGUUCUGCAUUUGGUGGAAAAUUUGGAAUUUAGAGGAAAAUCAUUUGUAUCUAUUUUAAACUAGCCAUAGUUUCAGACUUAUCAGUUGUUUAUGUCAUUUCAUUUUCAUGUUCUACCACCGCUUAAUCUUGGUCAGAGUUGCAGUGGGUCCAGUUUUCCAAGAAUCACUGUUGACAAUGCAGUAACACACCCUGGACAGGACCCCAAUCCAUCAUGGGGCCUUAGCAAAGCCAAUUAUGUCUGUAUGUAGGUGCCUAACCAGCCAAGAUCAUUGCUAUACUAAAUUGCUAAUUGCUAUUAAAAUCAUUUCUGUAUACAUUGUUUAAUGUUCUCUUUUAUCCUGUUUACCUUGUUAAGUAACACUAAACAGCCUGUGCACAGCUUCCUUGCUGUUACAAAGGCAGUGGAUGAGGGAUGAGCAUUAUUGGAAUUAUUGCAUUUUGUUGAGGGUUAUGAGUUGUAUUUUAUAUUCUGUUAUUAACCUUUGUCUUUCUUUUUGUUUAUAAAGUUCCUUUUUUAUUGUAAUUCUUAUGUAUUUUAGUGAACUUUAAUGAAUCGUUUUGUUUUACAAUGAUUAGAGACUUAAUAAAAUGUACUGUUUGUACGAAUACCACAAUGUUUGUAUGAUUUUGUUGUAAAAUGCAGCAAAUUACAUGUAUAAAUAACUGUAUGAUUUAGGUCUGUGUGGACAGCAAAAUAAGAAUUUCAUUGUACACGUUUCCUACUGUACAUAUGACAAUAAAGCUUUGAAAUCUUGAAA
Molecule: messenger RNA, 4486 nt
Organism: Trichomycterus rosablanca
Lineage: Eukaryota; Metazoa; Chordata; Actinopteri; Siluriformes; Trichomycteridae
Gene: slc29a3
Product: solute carrier family 29 member 3
Exons: 5
Coding region: 35-1441 (468 amino acids)
Biological process (GO): nucleoside transmembrane transport
Cellular component (GO): Golgi apparatus; plasma membrane
Molecular function (GO): nucleoside transmembrane transporter activity
Source: RefSeq, a predicted model, not a curated record